Selaginella moellendorffii is the source of this 1297-nucleotide messenger RNA. Its product is annotated as chaperone protein dnaJ 6. Lineage: Eukaryota; Viridiplantae; Streptophyta; Lycopodiopsida; Selaginellales; Selaginellaceae. The transcript is spliced from 8 exons. Bases 116 to 1006 code for a protein of 296 amino acids. The record is from RefSeq and is a predicted model, not a curated record.
CAAAUCCUCGCCGUACGUUCUCCUCUCGCAUCUCUACCGCUGCGGGCAUUUGAAUUUGGCGGGAGAGUUUGUAAACGGGCGGCUGGGAUGCGUUUAAUCGUGGCUAUAGGAUGGAAUGGAGAUCGACGGUGGGCGGGCAACCCUUGCUCAAAUGGCGAAGAGAAAGCGCAAGGGCGCGGCAGCUCCUGCCAAAGGCGAUGGAGGCGAUGGCGGCGAUGGAGGCGAGGCGGUGGAGAAUGACGCAGGCGCCAGCUCCCCCCAGUGCUUGUAUGAGAUCCUUGGGGUUGAGCGGACGGCUUCCCAGGCGGAGAUCAAGAAGGCUUAUCACAAGCUUGCUCUGCGAUUACAUCCGGACAAGAAUCCGGAAGACAAGGACGCCAAUGAAAAAUUUCAGUCGCUCCAGAAUGUUUUUGCCGUCCUGGGUGAUCCUGAAAAGAGAGCUGUGUACGACGAAACUGGAUCUGUUGAAGACGCUGAGUUAUUGGGGGAUCGUGGCAAAUCACUCUAUGAGUACUUUAGGACGAUCUACAAGCCUGUCACUGAAGAAGAUAUCGAGGCGUUUGCAGCAGCAUACAGAGGCUCUGACACAGAGAAAAAAGAUCUCAAGGAGUUGUACACAAAAUGCAAAGGCAACAUGAACCUAGUCUUUGGGAUGCUCAUGUGCUCAGAGCCCAAGCUUGACUCGCAUCGUUUUAUGGAGGUGAUCGAUGAAGCAAUUGCUUCUGGGGAGUUAAAGUCGACUAACACAUAUCGUAAAUGGGCCAAGAAGACUGCAACGCAGCCGGCUCCUGCCGAUCCCUUCGAGAGACGGCAGAACCCCCCUGAAAACUUACUUGCAGCCAUACAGUCCCGUCAAAAACGGAUGGAUUCACUGACUUCUGCGCUAGAGGCGAAGUAUGGCGGCAAGAAGAAAGAGAAGAAUGCCAUGCCUCAGGAACCAUCCGAGGAAGAGUUUGAAGCAGCGAGGCAGAGGCUCAAAGCCAAGGGGAAAGCAAAAAAAGCUUAGCUACAAGGUUUGCAACGUCGAGACCUCCACGGAGGGCUUUUCGUUUUGCUCGGCUCGACUUUGUGGAGGGUAGAGGAUCGAGCUUGAUCUUGGCGAGGUCUCAAAGUUUGGAGAUCCGAGAGCGAGUAUCUAGCGCCACUGGUUAUAGAAGAGUAGAAGGGGAUCAACUGCUCACCUCGUUCGUCUGGUGAUUGAUGCGUCGUGGGGAGAUCAUUGAUCUGCUUCCUUGAAGCGGGAAGUUUGCUGCAAGUUUGUCUUCCUGUGAUUUAACUAAGUAUUUUGCUGGAUGGA